Molecule: messenger RNA, 4073 nt
Organism: Lepisosteus oculatus (spotted gar)
Lineage: Eukaryota; Metazoa; Chordata; Actinopteri; Semionotiformes; Lepisosteidae
Gene: slc52a2
Product: solute carrier family 52 member 2
Biological process (GO): riboflavin transport
Cellular component (GO): plasma membrane
Molecular function (GO): riboflavin transmembrane transporter activity; 3'-5'-RNA exonuclease activity
Source: RefSeq, a predicted model, not a curated record
UUCCUAGAGUUCAUUUUCUUCUUUUGUGUGGUGUUGGUGUUGUUAUUGCUAGGACAUCUUCAUAAUUACAAGACCACGGACCACCUGUAACGUAACAGCUUUUUCAAUGAAAAAAGUGUUGUCACCGCACGAAGAUGGCGGCACUUCAUCACGCCUGCAGGAGACCUAUGACCUAUCUAGGAAGGCAUGAUGGGAUUUCUACGGUGCGGUCUCUGUAGUAGAGCGAGCUCCCAGUGUGGAAGGAAGUAGGUUUCGACGGGAACGAGAGUGGUCUUGCGGGGUGCACUGAAGAUUUUAGAGGACACAACGCGCAGAUUUCUUCACGGACACUAAAUGGCGGAGUGGUGGAACAUUCCUGCAGUUAGUCAUGUGCUGGUGGCUCUGUUCGGAAUGGGAUCCUGGAUCUCUGUCAAUUCAUUGUGGGUGGAAUUGCCUGUGGUGGUCAAUGUUCUGCCAGAAGGCUGGAACCUUCCUGCCUAUCUCUCUAUAUUGAUUGCAUUUGGAAACGUGGGUCCAGUUGUGGUAACUCUAACACACCAUUUUGCACCAGGAAGGCUAAACGAGCGAUUGGUCAUCCAUAGCAUCCAGGCAUUGGCUGUAGUGGCCUCAGCCUUCCUUGCCAUCUUCUGGGAUGAGAUUGUGUUGGUAUCUGGAAAGAGCCACUCUGUGCCUUACCUGUUGCUCACCUUCAUUCUUGCGCUGGUGUGUUGUACUUCUAACGUUACCUUCCUACCCUUCAUGUUCCGCUACCCCUCUGUGUAUAUCCGCACCUUUUUCGUGGGCCAAGGCCUCAGUGCUCUCUUCCCCUGUGUGGUGGCACUGGGACAGGGUGUAGGAAAGCUGGAGUGCCUGAACGGGACUUCAGGAAAUGGCACUCUGUCUCCACAUUACCUUGAUGAGAAUUUCCCUGCCCGGAAUUUCUUCUGGUUCCUCUUUACAAUGCUGGGAAUAUCCGGACUGUCAUUCCUGGCCUUGUCGUUUAGGAUUCCUACUCAGCCCGCACAAGAAGAAAAAGAUCUGGGUUCUCCAUCUUCCAAAGAAGAAUCAGAAACACACCCACUUCAGAACGGUACUCCACAUGUCGCAGAGGACCAGGUGGAUGUUUCGAAGGAUUCCCCCCACAGUGCAUUCUGGACGCGUCGCAAUAUCUACCUGCUGGCACUGCUGGGCAUCUCCAAUGCUUUGACAAAUGGGAUUCUACCAUCAGUGCAGAGCUUUGCCUGUCUGCCAUAUGGUACAAUGACCUUUCACCUUUCUGUUGUCCUUGGCAACAUUGCGAACCCUUUGGCUUGCUUCAUAGCGAUGUUUGUCCUGUGCAGGUCCAGUGCUGGCCUGGGGGCCAUGUCAGUGGCCGGGGGGGCGUUUGCAACGUACCUUUUGGUUCUUGCGGCGCUCAGCCCUUGCCCUCCUCUCCUGGGAAACCCAGUAGGCGUGAGUUUAGUGGUCAUCUCGUGGAUUGUCUUCACUGCGCUGUUCUCCUACUUGAAGGUGGUCAUCGGGUCUCUGCUGCAUGAGGCCGGACACGCUGCCCUGCUGUGGUGUGGGGUGUUUAUCCAGGCAGGAUCCCUGAUAGGAGCCCUUAUUAUGUUUCCGCUGGUUAGCGUCUAUGAUAUUUUCCAAAGGGCACAGGACUGUGUAGACAACUGCAGUCUAUAAAUACAAGAUUUUACUCAGGGUGAGUUAGCAUAGCUACCCAACCCUGUUGUUUGGGGGUUGACAUUUUAUUCCAUUGCAUUCUUAAUGUGCAUUGUACAGCUGUCUUCUGUCUCUACUAUAGCCUUUAAAGCAUAAAUUGAAAGGAUUUGAGGACUGGAAAUGUUCUCUUCAAACAUACUACAGAUUUCUAUGCUUCGCUGUAACAAUGACGGCUGCUGGUGCAUAAAAUAAGUGAGAAAUCAUAAUUCAUUCUACCAUUAAUGUUUAUAAUUUACUUUAUUUUCCAUUAUAAUGCGAUUAAAUCACAAAAGGUAAUUUUCAUUUAUCAUGUGAGGGAUGAAGUAAAAAGAUAUACAAACCAAAGUCGUUUUUUAGACAUCUUGUUAGCCUAUUACAAUGCUAUGUGAUACAGCUCUCCUCCAUAGUGCAGGUUUCGUAGAUUCUGUGUCUCAACGUGUCAAUGCAGAAAAAACUUUUUAUCCUCUUGCAAUCACACUGUGCAUUACAGUGGUUAUACUGUACUCCAUACUUGCCAGCUUCACUGCAUUUGUUCAACUUAGACAAAGUCCUGUUUUUAAUUCACUUAAUAGUUGACAUUGAGUUAGUCAACACCUGCCAUGAGCACUCUGUUAAUGCACUAUGGGAGACAUUGGACACAUGGGCUAGUUCAGGUGAUUAGGAUUCUUUCAAUUGCAGUUUCUUCUUAAUUGGGGAAAAGAUGGGUGAGGAGUUAGUGUUCAGAGUUAGUAUUUCUAGUCCCAUGGUCAUUGUGUGAAUAAUAUCUGUAAAUGAAAGGAACUUAGUUUAUCAAAUGUUUUAGAAAUAAUUGCUGAUACGUCAUCCUGUUUACUUUCCAACUUUUGAAAAGAACAUCUUUAUUGAUUAACAUACUGUCAAUUUCAAACUUUUAAAACAAAUUCAAUGGCUCUUCGAUCUUUAACACAAAUCAAAGUAUCCAGAGUGAAAAAAAUGAAACAAUAACUAAUAAAAAUUGAAUGAAUAAGCCAAAGAUUAUUUGGCAAAAUACCAAAUCUUUUAAAACAUAUCUUUCAAAAUGCAUGACUAGGGCUUAAUCCUUCCCUAACCCUAAAGUUAUGACAUAAAACUGCAAAAAAAUGUAAAACUUUUUUAUAGACGAGGCACUGAUAAUUUAAUGUGUGAAUAGGUCAAAUUAUGAAGUUGCUUAAUAUGUUUAAUAUGAAUGAGGCGAAUCGUCUGGGGCUCUGUUGGGAAAAUCAGAGGCUGGUAGUGUGUGUGGCUGCUAUUAACAGCCAUCCAGUUUGUAUACCUGUGAAGUCUUCUUUGCAUAGGGUUAGAGCUGCUGCCUCAUGGGCUUCUGUCUCAUUGCUCUCCUACAGCCUGGACAAACACAUCUGUGUUCACUGUUCACUAGUGUCUGAGCCCUAGAUGCCACACGUUGUCCCUCCUGGCUCAUCCCACAGAUCUCACAAAUAAACUACUCGUUGUCUGUGUUUUUUCUUGUCAUUACAUUAAAAAUAAAUUCAUAAUUUGUUUAGCUUUUCCUGAAAGUCAGUAUAGAAAUAUUUCGGAAUACUACAUUUCGAAAAUACAUGUGAUUUAAAAAGGGGCUUCACUCAGUUUUGUCAUUAUAAUUAUUUAAACCGUACAUAUUACCAAUUAUGUUUUCAUGGAUUUUUAAGAGUAAAUCUUUGUAGUGAGCAGUAAAAAACACUCCAGGUGAAUUGACUGGGUUUAGACAUGGGUACCAAUAUUUGUCUGUAAUACAUCAUUUAUGUCUGAGGAGUAUCUACUCCACUACUCAUGAAGUAGUUGAUAUGAAAACAUGAAGACAUUGUUGAUAUAUCAACAUAAUGUUGUUUAAUAUGCAUCUAUCCCCAUGAAAGAUACUGUUUGAUUUGAAGGGUGACAGAACCUUUUUCCUAAUAUGUCAUACGCAGCACUUUGACUACCAAGUAAGAGGAGUCUGACGCCUUUCUAGUUCCAGACAGGGGAACAAGGCAACCCCUCUCAUUAACUACCUAAAAUUAACGACUUCCCACCUAUUGUGACUAAGGCUGCCUCUAUUUGCUGUCCACCUUUGCCAUGCAAGUCAGUGUGGAAGAGGAUUUGGUCAUGAUAAGGUCUGAAGCACCAUGAACCAUAAUCUGCCAAAUGUUUUUGGAGUGUCUGUCACUAAUUGGACUGUGUCAAGUUCAGUGGUGCAGAAGUCAAAUGUCCUGGUCCUGCCUUUCUUUGGAAUACCUGGAUGGACUAAGACCAUAUUAUUAGUCUUACAUGGUCUAAUGUACAAGAAAUAGUAACUGGGUAGAAAGCAGCUUCUUUUCUGUUUUUAAUAUAUCAACACAAAUCUAAAAUACACUUUCAGGGUAUGUCAUUCUUUUCUUUAUUGAUUCAUUUGAUUUUUUAUGUAUUACAGUAUAAAUGCUGGAAGUAUU